Molecule: messenger RNA, 1000 nt
Organism: Ricinus communis (castor bean)
Lineage: Eukaryota; Viridiplantae; Streptophyta; Magnoliopsida; Malpighiales; Euphorbiaceae
Exons: 2
Coding region: 66-548 (160 amino acids)
Source: RefSeq, a predicted model, not a curated record
AGAUUGAUACAGUUGCACGUUGGUCAAGUAAAAUCUCGAGGCUUUUGUUUGCUUUCAGCAUUGCAAUGGCGCCUGGAUCCUCUAGUAAAGCUAUGACAAGUACUGCCCCGUCUGUUUUUGGUGAUGGUGUUUCAAACACCUCUGCUGCUCCGUCCGCCGCCGCCCAAGGUUUUGAUUUUGGUGUAUCUUCUUCUUCAAACCCCAUUCCUCACAGUGUUGGUUUUGUUCCACCUUCGAACAUCUUUGCUACUCCUCCGGAGGGAAGUAUAACUAAUGGAAGCCAUCAAUCUCUUUUUAGCAGUAGCAGCAGCAAUGUUAAUUUUAACUCAGAAUCUGUUUCUUCAAUCUUUGACACCAACAACAAUAAUUCUCUUUUUGGUAAUGUUUUAGGCCUAUUUGGUACAGGCAGCACAACCAAUCACCUAGCUCCAUUGGGAUCAAAGUGUUGGGUUUUUUUUUUUUCUUUGUUUUUGACCCAUGAGGAAAGCCCAACUAUUGAGCACAUUAAAGUCUUAUUUAGACUUUUUAUUUUGGGAGCAUAUUAUUAAAAAAAACGGGUCUGCCACUAUCUAAAAUAUAAGGACAGAAAAGAGAGGAGAAUUAUAUAACAAACACAUAACAGAGAAAGAGAAAAGAGAGAGGAGAAGAGAAGAGAAUACACAGCAGCAGAAAAGUUCCGUUUCCCGUAGAUUAAACCGUUGGAUCGUCGUGAUUUUUGGACAGCAGCUACACAGCAUCUGGGUCAAUAUUUUGGACGGUGGAGAUCGAGUUUUGAGGUCUGGAGGUCGGGUUUCGUUGGUCUAGACAGUAGCUAAUUUUCUGAUGAUAUAUUUCUUAUCUUGGCUCUAUUUUGAUUCCAUACACCUUGAUGUGCUUACUUCCAAGGAUAUGAUGAUUUUGUAUGCCUCUAGUAUUAUCUAGAGAAGACUUUGUAUUGCUCCUUUGAUGAUGAUAGUGGAUUUAAGCGGCCAAAAUGGUCCCGUGGUUUUUCCCUAGUUUA